CAAUGCAGCCUUAGUAAAUAGUCUGAGUGGUGAGGGAAUUAUUUGUUUAGCAGAGUGACGGCGUUCCACGCAAUUCUCCCCCUCAAGUUAUCAAAGGCACCCAGGCACCUGUGGGGAGUAGGGCCAAAGGCGGCUUCGGGGCCGGAUUCCGCCUUAGCGAUGCUUUCCCGCUUUUCAAAGUGGCCCCAAAAGGCCCCGAUGCGCCCGGGCUUUGCCAGCGCGCAUCCGACUCCGCCUUUCCUUUGGCGGCCAAGGGAUUUUAACCCGCUGCGACUCCCGCGGAGGCGCCCGUACGAGUCCCAACGGUUGCGCCCCGGAAGAGGCGUCCGAGGGAUCUGCCCCUCGGCUCGGGCGGCGGCGUAAGGCAGCGGGGGAGCUCUGGACCGAGAGCGCAGCCUCCGAGAAGCCGAGGGCGACGGCCGCACCGAGCCUAGCCAAGAGCGCGCACCAGCCCGGAGACGCCAGGCACGCUCGGCAGCCGCUACCGUCGCCCGCCUUCCUUUCAGUUUCCCGGGAAGGCCGCCAUGGCCGCGCCCGCCGCCUCGCUGGAAGACGGUCUGGAGGCCCGCCGCCCAGGCUCCACACAAGAACCUGUUGUGGAAACUGCAGAAGAAGCCACAGAGCCAGCAGAAGCUGAUAUUAAUGAACUUUGUACGGAAAUGUUCAAUAAAAUGGCAAUCUACCUAACGGGUGAACUGACUGCAACUAGUGAAGAUUACAAACUCCUGGAAAACAUGAACAAACUAACUAGUUUGAAGUAUCUGGAAAUGAAAGACAUUGCUAUAAACAUAAGUCGGAAUUUGAAAGACUUAAAUCAGAAAUAUGCUGCACUUCAGCCAUACCUGGAACAAAUCAAUCAGAUUGAAGAACAAGUUGCAGCUUUGGAACAGGCUGCCUACAAGCUGGAUGCAUAUUCCAAGAAACUUGAAGCAAAGUACAAAAAAAUGGAAAAGCGAUGAAAGAAGGGUCUUAAUCUGCUUCUAGAAUACAUGACUUUUUUCCAGGAAGCUAAAUUCAAGAUUUCUGCUAUUGAACUUCUGAAACAGAAUUUAUGCCUCAGCAAUGCAUUUGGACUAAAAUAAUCUAAGAACAUUCAAAAGUAACAGAGGCUACUCAAGUCUAUGAAUUAACUACUUUUGUCAUUGUAGAGUCUAUUCCCUUUUUACUUUUUUGAUAUUCAUUUACUGAGAACAUAGAAAUCACUUUUAACUGCUUCAAUUCUACCAGUGUAAUUUUUAUAAGUUUAUGUUAUGAAGCAAAAAAUUGGUCACUUCUGCACUCUAUAAAUCCUGUCACUUGUAAAUCAAAA
Messenger RNA from Thamnophis sirtalis, 1309 nucleotides. It is a transcript of the gene BLOC1S2, whose product is annotated as biogenesis of lysosomal organelles complex 1 subunit 2. Gene Ontology annotation, molecular function: gamma-tubulin binding. Gene Ontology annotation, biological process: endosomal transport; lysosome localization. NCBI's taxonomy places the organism in Eukaryota, Metazoa, Chordata, Lepidosauria, Squamata, Natricidae. The record is from RefSeq and is a predicted model, not a curated record. Gene Ontology annotation, cellular component: BLOC-1 complex; gamma-tubulin complex; BORC complex.